CUCGGCGCUUUCUCCCGGAGCGGGCUCAGGAAAAAGCAGAAAAGACCAUGGGGUGUAUUAAAAGUAAGGAAGAUAAAAGUCCUACAAUGAAAUAUAGGACUGAGAAUGCUCCAGAACCCAUUACUUCCCAUGCCAGCCAUUAUGGAACAGAUCCAACCCAAGCAAACCAGUCACCUGCAAUAAAGGGAUCAUCAGUUAAUUUUAACAGCCAUUCCGUGACUCCUUUUGGUGGGCCAUCUGGUAUGACACCGUUUGGAGGAGCAUCUUCCUCAUUUUCAUCUGUGCCAUGUCCAUAUCCUAGCGGUUUAACAGGUGGCGUUACUAUUUUUGUGGCCUUAUAUGACUAUGAAGCCAGAACUACAGAUGACCUUUCAUUCAAGAAGGGUGAACGGUUCCAGAUAAUCAAUAACACGGAAGGAGACUGGUGGGAAGCACGAUCAAUUGCAACAGGAAAGAGUGGCUACAUUCCUAGCAAUUACGUAGCUCCUGCAGACUCCAUUCAAGCAGAAGAAUGGUAUUUUGGUAAGAUGGGCAGGAAAGAUGCAGAGAGAUUACUUUUAAAUCCUGGAAACCAACGUGGUAUUUUCUUAGUCCGAGAGAGUGAAACCACAAAAGGUGCUUAUUCCCUUUCUAUACGUGACUGGGAUGAGGUUAGAGGUGACAAUGUGAAACACUACAAAAUUAGAAAACUUGAUAAUGGUGGAUAUUACAUAACAACUAGAGCACAAUUUGAAUCUUUGCAAAAGCUGGUCAAGCACUAUACAGAUCAUGCUGAUGGCCUGUGCCAUAAAUUAACAACUGUGUGCCCAACUGUGAAACCUCAGACACAAGGUUUAGCAAAAGAUGCCUGGGAAAUUCCUAGAGAGUCUUUGCGGCUAGAGGUUAAGCUGGGUCAAGGAUGCUUUGGUGAAGUAUGGAUGGGAACAUGGAAUGGAACUACAAAAGUAGCAAUCAAAACACUAAAACCUGGUACAAUGAUGCCAGAAGCUUUCCUACAAGAAGCUCAAAUAAUGAAGAAAUUAAGGCAUGAUAAACUUGUUCCACUUUAUGCUGUUGUUUCUGAGGAGCCAAUCUACAUAGUCACUGAAUUCAUGACAAAAGGUAGCUUGCUAGACUUUCUUAAGGAAGGAGAAGGGAAAUAUUUAAAGCUUCCGCAGUUGGUGGAUAUGGCUGCUCAGAUUGCAGAUGGCAUGGCCUACAUUGAAAGAAUGAACUACAUUCAUAGAGACCUUCGGGCAGCUAACAUCCUUGUAGGAGACAACCUGGUAUGCAAGAUUGCAGACUUUGGCUUAGCAAGGUUAAUAGAGGACAAUGAGUACACUGCCAGACAAGGGGCAAAAUUCCCAAUUAAGUGGACAGCACCUGAGGCUGCAUUAUAUGGUCGGUUUACAAUUAAAUCUGAUGUCUGGUCAUUUGGAAUUUUGUUGACAGAGCUUGUAACAAAGGGUCGUGUGCCAUAUCCAGGCAUGGUAAACCGGGAAGUUUUGGAACAAGUGGAACGUGGCUAUAGAAUGCCUUGUCCUCAAGGAUGCCCAGAAUCUCUCCAUGAGUUAAUGAAACUGUGUUGGAAGAAAGAUCCUGAUGAAAGACCAACAUUUGAGUAUAUUCAAUCUUUCUUAGAAGACUAUUUUACUGCAACAGAACCACAGUACCAGCCUGGAGAUAAUUUAUAAGUCUUUGGCCUACAUUCAUUGCACAAAUCUGCCAAAUAUAAAAUACUUCCAAAAAAAUCCUUGCUGAUUGGAAGGACUCAGAGGAAAGCAAAUUGCCAUUUGCAUGCUCUUGAUGGCUAGCAAACUGGAAUUCCAUAAUACAAUUGCACAAAACCACUUUUUAAAGUGUUAUACCCAAAUGUACCAAUGAUGUGAUAUUUUCCUUCCUUAUUCUGUCAGGGUCCAGAAGAAGCAUACCUUAAAAUUUGGUGGUAAAAUGAGCAUUACCAUUACGGUUUAUAAGAGUGGCACAGCUAAUCUGUUUCUUUUUCUCUUGUCUUAUCUGUACAGCAAAGGAAACACCAGCAAUUAGAUAAACUUCUGAAUGGAAAUGUUCUGAGAAUAAGAAAGGAGGUAUAUGGGACCAAGCAAUUCAGUUCCCAUUUUAUAAAAUGUCCUGUGUCCAAAAAUUGAGUUAGCACUACAGUUGUGAUCUUGAGAUGCAUUUUACAUUGAUUUAAUUAGGAUAGGAAAGAUUUCUUUUAAAAACCAGACAAUUUAUGAUAAACUUGAUUAAAUUGUAGACCUCAGUAGUGGAAGUGAAGAGCAUUAAUGCACUGUAGAGAUACUUUUAUGUUAAUGUAACUGGAAAUUAGUAUAUGCAAGUUGAUCUCUCCCCACCCCCGCUCCUGCUAUACUUUAAUUAUAAAUGAUAAAGGUAACUACAAAUUGAAUUAAUGCAAUCAGGGGGAAAGAGAAAGUCUCAUCAUUCUUUCAAGAGGUAGCCUUUCAGAGAGAAAUGCCCUGUGAAACAUGCCUCAAUUUUGUGAGCUUCUUUCAGAAGAGAGAGGGAGGGAGGGAGAGGUGGUCCGUAGUUACAAAUGCUUCCUAUAAAACAUUGCUAGUUCAGGGAUUCACAAAAUUGCACUUCUGCUUUUCUUAAAAAGAUACUCUUAUGUAUCAUUAACAAAGUAUUUAUGGAAAAAGUGUGAAAAGAUGACGGGCCCAAUAUAUUUAGUAUUAGAUUAUUGACAGCAAAUUAUUGAUGGUUAGUUGGCCCAGCUGUUGCAUACUAUAUUCAAGCUCCAAGCCAACAGAGCAUGCAUACAGAGCAGGGUUUGACAUGGAUGGGCUGUUUAGAAAAGCCAAAUUCCCACCAAUAAGUGGCUGUGUGUGGAAGGGGGAGUGGUUGGUAGGAUUUACCACCCCACCCCCCCAGGCUUUGCAUAUUCACCCCACUAGAUUCAGCUAGUGGCAAGAGUGGAGGAGCCUUCUUCCAUCUGCAUAUUGUCCUUAGUUAUAUUUGGAAGUAAUAGUAGUUACCAUAACCUCUGACAUAUCAAGCAAUAAUGUGCCGUUGGCAUUGUUAGAAUCUGCCAAUUAUACUUUAAAAAAAAUUUUGCACAACAAACUUUUUCUGUGAAAAUUAUGAUCAACAUCAUUGUCAUAUCAGACAAAUCAUAUGGAUUUAGUUCUUAAUGGUUACAUUUGUCGCAUCCAGAGUUUUGAAUUCUGCUCCUACAAUAUAUUUUUUUGUAAAAUGGUGCAAUUAUGUUGCAUUUUCCCUUAUCGUUUAUGCAUCCCUAACUAUGAAAUUUUCAAAGGGUUUUAUGUAGAAAAUAAAUUAUGGGAUUGUGAUUUUUCCUGUAUGUUAGAAUGGGUAAUGCAAUUACAUUUAUGUAAUAAUGCAACACAUCAGUAAAUUAUUCUGAUAUUGAUUGGAUGUUAAUUAACAAAUGGAACAAUUCAUUGUAACAACAUUUGUAUAGUGAGGAAAUAAAAAAAACACUUAACUUUAUGA
Messenger RNA from Lacerta agilis (Sand lizard), 3453 nucleotides. It is a transcript of the gene YES1, whose product is annotated as YES proto-oncogene 1, Src family tyrosine kinase. The transcript has 12 exons. Lineage: Eukaryota; Metazoa; Chordata; Lepidosauria; Squamata; Lacertidae. Gene Ontology annotation, molecular function: ATP binding; signaling receptor binding; non-membrane spanning protein tyrosine kinase activity. Gene Ontology annotation, cellular component: extrinsic component of cytoplasmic side of plasma membrane. The record is from RefSeq and is a predicted model, not a curated record. Bases 48 to 1673 code for a protein of 541 amino acids. Gene Ontology annotation, biological process: cell differentiation; cell surface receptor protein tyrosine kinase signaling pathway; protein phosphorylation.